GAAGAUUCCGAAACAAUUGUCCUUUCUGGACGUAAUUGCGAACAUGGCUUCAAAUGGAUUUGGUAAGCUUUCUCUUGACGCAAGCAUUUACAUGAAACAGGACACAUGACAAUUAAAUCUGUACAAACGUUUUCUUGUAUAGCAUCAUUUUUUCAAAUAAAGACUGUGUUUUUUCACCUUAUCUCACCAUCGCUGUUGCUCAUGACUGGCGUUCGAGUACUUAGUCUUGGAUAUAUUCUGGGGCAAGCAAGCAGAAAGGUAGGAUGAUUUUAAAAGUUCCUAAGGCUGGAAACUCUAGUGGGAAAGGUCUGGGCGCAUAAAAGACCUUAAAUAACUUUUUAAAAUCAAAAGUAAUGUACGCUUGCGGACAAUUUUCCGCAAACCGACAAAAUGUUACUGGUUUUUCAUAGAUAACAUUUCUAGCACAUUGCCCUAUUUAAAACCGUCUGCUAAAUAAGACGGCCAAAACAGUUAUGGCCGGUAACAUGUUUCCAACUUGAGCUCACGGCACGAUUUUGACACAAUUUUUAACAAGCAAAUGUUUCAAAUGAAAAAGCUUUGCGCCCCGAGGCACUACCAAUCUUCUGAUGUCAAAUUUUUCGUGGAAUUUAGUUCCAAGAACGAUCAAACGAUGGCGACAACGAAGAGGAGGAUUCGGACGCCGAAAACGAUUCUGAGAAUUUUGACACCAACAACGUGUUCUUUUCGCGUGUCAUUGUCAUAUUCGUUUUCACGGAACUUUUGUUACGUGCCAUGUACACUGCCACGUCAGCGAGCGCCGCGUUAUCGUAUCCUAGCAACGACGCAUUUGAUUCUCUCCAGGAGUUCGAAGCGUGGUGGAAGGAGACGGAUGUCGCCAAGAGUUUCUUGGAUUUUAGAAUUUGGCGGAUUGCUCAGCUUUGUUUACUUGUUGUUGUUUAUGUUUAUAAACUUUUGUUUCGAGAUGACGAUGAGGAUGAUAGUUGGUAAACGAAGUUGGAGUAUACGUUUAUGCUCUGUCAGUUGGGCUACUAAAAUUCAAUCGCUGGCUGAGGUGAAUUCCAGUAUUUAAGACGUGUUCCUAAGGGAGCACAACCACUGCCCUCAAAGGCAGUAGGAACUUAUGAGAGUCUACACACUUAAAUAUCUCACAACUUGUCAACAAGAUGUGUUCGCAACAGCAUUGUAGUAAGCUGGUCAACAACUUGUAACAAUGCUGUUAUUUAUGCUUCAAAGUAAUUGUCACUCUCAACUUGUUGACAAAUGGACGACUUGCGCUUUAGACUAAAUUUUAAUCUAAGUAAGAACAACGAAAAGCGUACAAAGUUUGGUUUCGAAAUGUUGUAAAAUACGGAAAAUAUAGCCCUUCAAAGUUGGCGAAUUUGUAUACUUUUGUAUUACGUGCGUGAAUUGGUAUAUCACAUACUCGAACCGACCAGACCGCGUAGCUCAGUUGGCAGAGCAUUGGGCUAGUAUUCCAAAGGUCGUAGGUUCGAUUCCCACCGUGGUCAGGCAUAUUUUUCAAGCUUGCCCGGUGUGGAUAUACACUCAGAGUAACAUCACAGGCAUAAUGGUAACUAAAUUAGUUACCAAUUUCCGCACGUAAUAGAAAUGUAUACAAAUUUGCCAACUUCGCAGGGCUAUAUUUUCCGUAUUUUACAACAUUUCGCAACCAAACUUUGCAGUUUUUCUAAUUUUGAUAACUUCUUUCCAAAAGUAUCCUUUGUUAUUCCAAGAUUAAAAUUUGUUCUAAAGCGCAAGUCGUCCAUUGUUGAAUUACAGGACGAUAACAAGUUGUUGGAACAAACUUGGCAACAAGUCUGUUGAGCUCAACAACCUUGUAGCAAGUUGUCAACAACAGGUCAUGUUAUGCAAAUUUUUAAUAAUUUGCAUCGUUCAAACUUUCAGAAAUGUAUUCAGUCUUUAAUCUAUUUAGAUGCAAGUUUAUCAGCAUAGCAUGACCAGUUGCCAUGGCUAGCUUCCCCAUUGAUUAAUUAAGCUAAAUACACACUAAUUAAUUGCUACAACCACAAGUAAUAUAUGUACAUCAACUCGUAUGAAAAACCUGACAUUAUAGGAUCAAGUACUAAUUUUGAUGAUAGUUAAUUUUGACAUUAAUCAGCGUAAAAAGUUUCAUUAUAGGCUAGAAUAGUUAAAACUUUA
Molecule: messenger RNA, 2142 nt
Organism: Paramuricea clavata
Lineage: Eukaryota; Metazoa; Cnidaria; Anthozoa; Malacalcyonacea; Plexauridae
Source: the annotation of a GenBank genome assembly